CUUGCUUUGCAGCCUGAGUAGUUCUUCUUUCAAUUGUUAUUGUCGCUUUAAAAAAUCUUUAAUUCACUUAAACUUCGUCUCGGCCGCGUCGAAAGUGGGAGAAAAGUGCUUUUCUGGUCGGAACAUGGAACUACAAGGCCUGCAAGAGGCGUUGAAAGUAGAAAUCCAAUGUCAUCAGGAUGGAGAGCUUAAGAGACAGCUGCACGACAGGCAAACCAGAAUAACAGCCCUAAGCGAUAAACAAAAUCAAACGUUGUGCAAAGGCCUCAAUGAACUUCAGAACGGACAGAAGCUGGCAGUCAGAAGUUGUCCUGUAGGGACAACUAAGCCGCUGUCGCUCAUCAAGCCUCCCAGCCAGGGCAUCGCCAUCUCCGUGGUGCCAGCCAAGGCUCCCGUUUCCAUGGUGACCGCGCACAUUAACGGACAGAAGGCGGCGAGCUCGGAGCCGCUGCAGACGUCCCCCAUCAACCUCCAGACGGGCGGCAGGGUGGCGGCCGCCGGAGUCCACCCUUUCAGCAGCAGGAGAGCCGGAGAGCUGCCUCCCUCUCAGAUGCUGGGAACUCUCACUGCUUUGCCCAUCAAGGUGCCUCAAGUCAGCUCCCUGCACCGGCUGGCAGGACAAGCAGCCACUGUGCUACCUCAGGUCAGGCCAAAGACCCAGAUCCCCGACAGCCUCCCUCACAGUCCCUGUCAGGAGCUGCAGCCGCUCAGCCUGCAGAGAGCCGCAGCCGUGGUCAGUCCUAAGAGCCAGGGCCCCACCCUGCCCACCGCCAACAGCACCUUCAGCCCCGACCACCAGCCCAACGGCCAGAGCGACGCCUCGCCGCCCCCGGCCCCGCCGCUCCCGUCCGAAGGCCCCGACUCCGGCGGUCCCGCCCAGCACGCCUCCGCUGGCCCCGGCGUGGCGUACGCCAUCAUCGCCGCCUCCCCCGCCACCGGAAACGGAGUGUCCGCCGUCAGCGAGGCCGUCAAGGUGAUCAUAAUCCAGCCGCAGGCCCCCAGCAGCACUGAGGGGUCCCCAGGGGCCCCGGCUGACCUCCCAUCACAGGAGGAACCACCGGCCCCGAAAUCCCCCUCCCAGAAGAAAGACGAGGACCCCGAGAAAAUCGCCUUCAUGGUCGCCCUCGGCCUCGUCACCACAGAACACCUGGAAGAAAUCCAGACGAAGAGGCAGGAGAGGAAGAGACGAAGCACAGCCAACCCAGCCUACAGCGGCCUGUUCGAACCGGAGCGUAAACGUCUGGCGUCACAUUACCUGAACAGUUCGCUCUUCCUGUCAGCACGAGACACUGAGGACUUCUGCUGGAAGGAGGACCUGGAGCAUGACGACCACUGCGCCGUCUGUAAGGAGGACGGCGAGCUGCAGCCCUGCCACAACUGCCCCAGAGCCUUCCACCCCAACUGCCUCCACCCGCCGCUCAAAACCCCACCCAGAGGACCCUGGUACUGCCCCAAGUGCCAGAAGAAGGUCCUCAACAAGGAGAACAUGUCGUGGCCACAGAACUUCGUUCAGUCCUACGUGACACACAAGACGGUGAGGCAGGAGGAGAAGCGACGGCUGCUGAGACGAAACAACGAGCUGAAGAACGAAUGUGCUCACCUGGAAGAACAAGACAAGACGCUCAACAACACACUCAAACAAUGCAUGGACCUGAGGGAACGGCUGCUGGGGCAGCAGAGGGACACUCAGGCUUCGCUCGAACGCCUCAAAGCUCUCAUCAGGCUGAUACAACGUGACCAGCUCAUCCAGGUCACCAUGACGACCACCGCCACCAUCGCCGCCUCCCUGCUCUCCCAGUCCUGGAUCAAACCCACCAGCGCCGCCGCCGCCGCCCCGGGCCCCUCGGCCACGCCCCUGCAGAAGAGCCACGCCCACAGCCAGGAUGACGCCAACAACUAGCCCCCCCUCGCCCCCCCCGGUGCUCGAGGGCAGUGAUUUUUUUUUUUUUUUUUGAUUGAAUAAUAUUUAACCGUCUUUUCUCUGAGCUGAAACAAACUGAGAAAGAAGAGCCUCUAUCCUCCACGCGAUUCAAGUAUUUUUUAAAACCCAACACCUACAGUGCUUACGAGAUUUCUUUUUUUAAGUUCUUUUCUAUUUAUUAAUGUUCUUGGCCUUAAUGUAUUUAUUACAGGAAGUUAGAUCACGGCGCCGCCGCGGGAGCUCGACGGAGCUUCGCCGAGCGGUCCGGAAGAUAUUUCCCUUUUUUAAACAGCGGUCUGAUUCUUGUUCUGCGUAGAGCGAGAGAGAACAGUAGAGUUAGAGGUAGUGGAAGCAAACGGCUGUACAUUGAUAUAUCUGAGUAGAUGUUUGUUCUCAUUCUCCUACGAACAAUGUUUUUGCCAUAAUGAUUCAGGAAAAUGUUUUCAUCGUGUAUGUAAACGCAUACGAGCCUUCAAACAAAAACAGAGAAUAACUUUUUUCAGUAUUAAUAGAGUUAAAGUCAAAGAAAAAAGUAUUUAAGAUAAAACUACAGAAAUUAGCAUUUCUAGUGGAGAUUUUAGUAUUUUCAUGCUGAUGCCUGUUGAUAAAUGUAAGUUUGGAGUAUUCAAGGGGAUCAUUGUACAUAUGUUGUAUUAUUAUUAUUAUUAUUAUAAUCAUCAUCAUCAUCGCAGGUUUUCUUUGGUUUUCAAACUUUACUGAAGUCACAUCUGAGACCAAGACGAGUCCCUGCUUCACUGUUUGUUUUCUGUUUGACGGCAACAAACGAGAAGAAAAUGGCAGCGCAAACAACAGCAGUAAACAACAACAGUAGUAAACAACAACAGUAGUAAACAACAACACCAGCAAACAACAACACAAACAACAGCGGUAAACAACAACAACAACAGUAAACAACAACAACAGUAAAC
This is a messenger RNA of Chelmon rostratus (copperband butterflyfish), 2850 nucleotides long. It is a transcript of the gene phf21b, whose product is annotated as PHD finger protein 21B. The record is from RefSeq and is a predicted model, not a curated record. The transcript is spliced from 15 exons. Bases 125 to 1900 code for a protein of 591 amino acids. NCBI's taxonomy places the organism in Eukaryota, Metazoa, Chordata, Actinopteri, Chaetodontiformes, Chaetodontidae.